AGAUCUUGAGUGAGUUGAAUAGGAGGAUUGUGAGUGCGUGUUCAAGCGCAAGACCAGCAGAUUUCCCGAUCGAUUUGACGGGAGGCGAUCUUGGAGCACAGUUUUGUAGAAAAUGACGAGUGAGCUGACUAUGUCCGUUUCUGUAUACCAUAGGCGGAAGGACGGUUCUGUCAAGCUUUAUGAUCGCAAGACAACGGAUCUGAUUCUCGAUGCAGCCGCGCGAGGUGCGGCGUCUCAUAAUUGGCGAAUUCACAGGUUCAAUUCCUGUUGGAUGCAUUUUAAAAAUAUUGAAUUAUAUAUAUAUAUAUAUAUAUAUUUAUCUAUAUAUAUAAUUUUGUAUAUACUUUUUAAUAAAGUCAAAAAUUCUAUACAGUAUCUAAAAAAAUUUAUAAAUUAUAGGAAUACAUAUCAAUUUUAAUUUAAGGAGAAAUUAUAAAUUUAUGGAUCAAGUUAAGUACCCAGUACUUACAGAAAAAACAAUUCGUUUAUUAGAAAAAUAAAAAUAAAAAUCCGUGGUACUUCGUCGUUGAGUGGUCAACCUCCAGACUAUGAAGCAACGAAACCGGUGGUCGAACGAAGAAGAAGACAUAGUGAUUGAAAUUUCGGGGAGUCCGGAAAGCCUCAAAGCCGCGGAAGCUUUCAGCGGGAUGCUUCCUACUCGUACGAAGAUUUUGUAGAUGGCCAUACUCCGGAUCACCGAGGAGAAGUUGCUAAGCAAAGUUUUGGACUUGAAGCGGGUGCCGUUGCGCAGCAUACGCCCAAAUCCAUACUUAGGCCGAGGCCAUGGACCUUUUGACAGUUUUGUUUCUUCUCUCGAGAACGAUCGCUCAGCUAAGGAGCUUUACGGUGAGGGAGAGAUGGCGACGAGAAACUCCGUCAUGUUCCACAAAGCUCCUUGUCUGAUAUCUGCAUCGUUGUAUUCGUCAGCGUAUGUCUGCGUAAUCAUGUGGCGAUUUAUGGCAGUUCGAUGUGCGAUGCACAUGAAAAGUCCAAAGUAUUCAUUCGGAUGCUGUGAUUGCAGAUGCAGCUCGACAGCUAGCGAGCGACCCUACGGACAGCGCUGUAAGUUUGCUUGAAACAAUGGGUCUUUAUAUACUCUUUCAUGGCACAAACCACAACGUUAUGGAUAACAUAUUAAAAACUGGACUUCUUCCAAAUUUUCGUGAGGCGGGGAGGAUGGAAGAUUGGUUUGGCUUAGAUUAUAGAAUGAGUCUUCAUUACACCCGUUCUAGGAAUCAGAUGCCGAGAGAAUGUCAUAGUGGCUGUAAGCUUCUCGUAUUUAUGGUCUUGCGGCCUGAUUUCCCAAGCUACGCUUAUACGGCGACGAGUUCUGUCAGCGGCAAUCAACUUCCUCUCGCCGAACUUACCCUGCUCUGAGUGGGUCUAGCAAGAGACAGGAUUGCAAGGGCAAUUUGGCGCGGGCAGCUGUUGUGAAUUGGGAGUGACAGUGACAAUCCUGGAUGGAGAGACACAUCCAUCCAGCUGAGUGGCAAUUCUCUCCGUUCAGGAAUGUUCCUUUCACAUGUCAGGCACCUUUCCUCCGCAGAGGAAAGAAAUAAUAAGGAGUGAACGCUAACGGUGCUUUGACGCAUGAUGCAUUGAGCAAACGAGUUUGUCUUGUGACGUGAACCGCCGAUCCGUCUUCUCACAACUGACUGACGAGGGAAAUAGAUUGAAAGGCGGCGGCUCCUCAGAUCAUGCAGUUGCAAGUGAGGGUUUGGAAGGCAUCGUUCAACAGACGAGAGCAAACCGAGCAUAGAUCCAGAUGGUUAUGUAUUGUGAUUAGCAUGUGACGGGCUUAACUGCAGGCGUAGACGUGGAUCAUAUUGACAUCCUCCAUUCUGAUGUAUCUCUUAUUGAUAAUAUGGGCUUGAGGGUCCGACUUUAACUUUUGCAAGAAUAGAGGUGGAAAACUUGAUAAAUAUAAAAUUACACACACUA
Marchantia polymorpha subsp. ruderalis is the source of this 1941-nucleotide messenger RNA. The record is from the annotation of a GenBank genome assembly. Lineage: Eukaryota; Viridiplantae; Streptophyta; Marchantiopsida; Marchantiales; Marchantiaceae.